CCCGGACUGCGGGCGGGGAUGGCGGCGGACGGGACAGCUCCGGGCGGCGACGGGCUCUGCACGGACCCCCGGCUGGACCAGGAGGUCACCCGGUGGCUUCGAUGGGACAAGAAUCCUUUAACCUCGGAGUUAGUGAAACAGCUCAUUGCUGACGAUAACAAGGAAGAACUCCAGAAAUGUUUUGGGACUCGGAUGGAGUUUGGGACAGCCGGCCUGCGAGCUGCUAUGGGACCAGGAAUUUCGCAGAUGAACGACUUGACCAUCAUACAGACCACACAGGGAUUUUGCAGAUACCUGGAAAAGCAGUUCAGUGACCUGAAGCAAAGAGGUGUCGUGAUCAGCUUUGAUGCUCGGGCCCAUCCCUCAAGCGGAGGCAACAGCAGAAGGUUUGCCCGACUCGCCGCAACCACAUUCAUCACUCAGGGCGUGCCUGUCUACCUCUUUUCUGACAUAACUCCAACCCCCUUUGUGCCAUACACGGUCUCCAAGUUGAAGCUCUGUGCUGGCAUCAUGAUUACCGCCUCGCAUAACCCCAAGCAGGACAACGGUUAUAAGGUCUACUGGGAGAAUGGGGCUCAGAUCAUCUCUCCUCACGACAAAGGGAUCUCUCAAGCGAUUGAGGGGAACCUGGAGCCAUGGCCCCAGGCCUGGGACAGUUCCUGCAUUGACAGCAGCCCACUGCUUCAUGACCCCUGGGCGUCCAUCAACAAAGACUACUUUGAAGACCUGAAAAAAUACUGCUUUCACAGGCCUGUGAACAAGGAGACCCAGUUGAAGUUCGUGCACACGGCAGUCCACGGUGUGGGCCACACCUUUGUGCAGUCGGCCUUCCAAGCUUUCGACUUUGCUCCUCCCACGCCUGUGUCCGAACAGAAAGACCCAGACCCGGAGUUCCCCACAGUGAAAUACCCAAAUCCUGAAGAAGGGAAAGGCGUCUUGACUUUGUCUUUUGCUUUGGCUGACAAAAUUGGGGCCAAAAUCGUUUUAGCAAAUGACCCAGAUGCUGAUAGACUUGCUGUGGCAGAAAAACAAGACAGUGGAGAGUGGAGGGUCUUCUCAGGCAAUGAGCUGGGGGCCCUCUUAGGCUGGUGGCUUUUCACUUCUUGGAAGGCAAAGAACCAAGAUCACAGCGCCCUCAAAGACGUAUACAUGUUGUCCAGCACUGUCUCCUCCAAAAUCUUGCGGGCCAUUGCCUUAAAGGAGGGCUUUCACUUCGAGGAAACAUUAACUGGCUUUAAGUGGAUGGGAAACCGAGCGAAACAACUCAUGGACCAGGGGAAAAAUGUCUUAUUUGCAUUUGAAGAGGCAAUUGGAUAUAUGUGCUGCCCUUUUGUUCUGGACAAGGAUGGAGUCAGCGCGGCUGUCAUUAGCGCAGAGCUGGCCAGCUUUCUUUCCACCAAGAACCUGAGUUUGUCUCAGCAGCUAAAGGCCAUCUAUGUGGAGUAUGGCUACCAUAUAACCAAAGCUUCAUAUUUUAUCUGUCACGAUCAAAGCAUCAUUAAAAAGUUGUUUGAAAACCUUAGAAAUUAUGAUGGGAAGAAUAAUUAUCCGAAAACUUGUGGAAAAUUUAAAAUUUCUGGCAUUCGGGACCUUACAACUGGCUAUGAUGAUAGCCAACCUAAUAAGAAGGCAAUCCUUCCAACUAGUAAGAGCAGCCAAAUGAUCACCUUCACCUUUGCCAAUGGAGGUGUGGCUACCAUUCGGACCAGUGGAACAGAGCCCAAAAUCAAGUACUAUUCGGAGCUGUGUGCACCCCCUGGAAACAGUGAUCCCGAGCAGCUGAAGAAAGAGCUCAAUGAACUAGUCAGUGCUAUUGAAGAACACUUUUUCCAGCCACAGAAAUACAACCUGCAGCCAAAGGCAGAGUGAAAUAUCCCGUCUUCUGGUGUAAUGAAGUUCACAUUAGCUGAACCUGAUUCGUUCAAGCAAUAUGUUUAAGGACCAAAUGAUUUAAACGAUUUCCACAAGUAUUUAUAUUUUUAAAAUAGACCUACAUUGCUCAUUGUUUGAUCCUAAAGACAAAUAAAAUGAUGGCUAAACUAACAAA
Sorex fumeus (smoky shrew) is the source of this 2047-nucleotide messenger RNA. RefSeq names its product phosphoglucomutase 2 (gene PGM2). Lineage: Eukaryota; Metazoa; Chordata; Mammalia; Eulipotyphla; Soricidae. The transcript is spliced from 14 exons. Gene Ontology annotation, molecular function: phosphopentomutase activity; magnesium ion binding. Gene Ontology annotation, biological process: carbohydrate metabolic process; purine ribonucleoside salvage. The coding region runs from base 19 to 1869 and encodes 616 amino acids. The record is from RefSeq and is a predicted model, not a curated record.